Messenger RNA from Cygnus atratus (black swan), 1644 nucleotides. RefSeq names its product lactate dehydrogenase D (gene LDHD). Gene Ontology annotation, molecular function: FAD binding; D-lactate dehydrogenase (NAD+) activity; D-lactate dehydrogenase (cytochrome) activity. Lineage: Eukaryota; Metazoa; Chordata; Aves; Anseriformes; Anatidae. The transcript is spliced from 11 exons. The record is from RefSeq and is a predicted model, not a curated record. Gene Ontology annotation, cellular component: mitochondrion. The coding region runs from base 48 to 1493 and encodes 481 amino acids. Gene Ontology annotation, biological process: lactate catabolic process.
UUGGGGCCAGGCCAAGGGGCCGGGAGCAGCUGGGCCCUGUCCCCACCAUGGCCUUGCGGCGGGUGCUGGGGUUGGCGGAGGCUGUGGGGCGCCGCGGCUGCUGCAGCAAGCGCCCGCUUCCCCCCGGCUUGCUGGAGGCCCUGCGGGACGUGGCCGGCAGCCCCAACGUCUCCACAGCGGCGGCAGUGUGCCAGCAGCACGGCCACGAUGAAUCCAUGCACAGGUGCGCGCCCCCGGAUGCCGUGGUGUGGCCCCAGGACGUGGCGCAGGUGCAGGAGCUGGCGGCGCUCUGCCACCGCCACCGCGUCCCCAUGGUGCCCUUCGGCACCGGCACCGGCCUGGAGGGCGGCGUCAAUGCUGUGCAGGGCGGCGUCUGCUUCGACCUGAGCCGCAUGGCCGCCAUCUCGGAGCUGAGCCUCGAGGACUUCUCGGUGGCUGUGGAGCCCGGCGUCACCCGCAAGGCCCUCAACAGCCACCUGCGUGGCACCGGGCUCUGGUUCCCCGUCGACCCCGGGGCGGACGCCUCGCUGUGCGGCAUGGCGGCCACGGGCGCCUCGGGCACCAACGCCGUGCGCUACGGCACCAUGCGGCCCAACGUGCUCAACCUGCGCGUGGUACUGCCGGAUGGGAGCCUGCUGCACACCGCCGGCCCCGGGCGCCAUGCCAGGAAAAGUGCAGCCGGCUACGACCUGACCUCGCUCUUCGUGGGCUCCGAGGGCACCCUGGGCUUCCUGACGCAGGCGACGCUGCGCCUGCACCCACUGCCUGAGGCCGUGGCCGCCACCGUCUGCUCCUUCCCCAGUGUGCAGGCGGCCGUGGCCUGCACUGUGCAGGUGCUGCAGGCGGCCGUGCCCGUGGCGCGCAUCGAGCUCCUGGACGAGGUGAUGGUGGGUGCCUGCAGCCGCUACAGCAGGCUGGAGCUGCCGGAGGCGGCCACGCUCUUCCUGGAGCUGCACGGCUCCCAGCAGGGCCUGGCGGAGCAGCAGCAGCAGGCGGAGGAGCUGGUGCGGCUGCACGGCGGCUCCAUCCCGGCCUGGGCGCGGGCGCAGGAGGAGCGUGAGCAGCUCUGGUCCGCACGCCACAGUGCCUGGUUCGCCGCCUUGGCCCUGCGGCCCGGCUGCCAGGGCUACUCCACCGACGUCUGCGUGCCCAUCUCCCGCCUGCCUGGCGUCGUGGUGGAGACCCAGCGGGACCUGCGGGACUCCGGCCUCACCGGGCCCAUGGUGGGACACGUGGGCGACGGCAACUUCCACUGCAUCCUCGUCUUCCGCCCCGAGGACACAGACGAGGCCCAGCGCGUCCACGACUUCGCCGAGCGCCUGGGCAGGCGGGCGCUGGCGGCGGGCGGCACCUGCACCGGGGAGCACGGCGUGGGGCUGGGCAAGCGGGCGCUGCUGCGGGAGGAGCUGGGCCCCCAGGGGCUGGACACCAUGCGCCGCAUCAAGGCCGCGCUGGACCCCCACCACCUGAUGAACCCCGGCAAGGUGCUGUGAGCGCCCACCAUCCCACAUCACCACUCCCCAAGGAAGCACGCUGCAUCCCUGGCUUUUUGGGGACUUGUGGGGCAGCUCUGGCACCCCCCUGCGAUCCCCUGCUUCUCCAAGAAUGCCAGUGAAAUAAAAUAACAGUGAAUAUUUUAUUGAA